AUGGUCAAUUUUAAGCUUUCCGCGCAGCUCAUGGGCCAUGAAGCCGACGUUCGCGCUGCGGCGUUUGCCUCGCCCGAUACCAUCGUCACCGCCUCGCGAGACUGCAGCGUCCGCCUCUGGCAUCGCUCCCAGGGCGCCGACGUCUCCUUCGACGGCACCCUGCUAAGCCGCGGCUCCGAAUACGUCAACGCCGUUGCCUUUUAUCCGCCCAACACUGAGCACCCCGAUGGCCUGGUUGUCUCGGGCGGCAAAGACACCAUCAUCGAGGUCAAGAACCCCCGCAAACAACCCAGCGACCACGCCGAGCGCCUGCUCAUCGGACACGCCCACAACGUCUGCGCGCUGGACGUCGCACCGAACGGCAAGUUUCUCGUGUCCGGAGGAUGGGAUGGCCAGGCCCGCGUCUGGAACUUGAACACCUGGGAGACGGAAUUGGCGCUGAGCGGGCAUGAAGGCAUGGCAGUGUGGGCGGUGCUGGCACUGGACGAGAAGACGGUGGUGACUGGCUGCGCCGACAAGAACAUCCGCGUCUUUGACCUGACCAAGGGCAAAGGUGGAGAGGUGGACGCCUCGUCGACGAUAUACACCCCCGAUGUGGUGCGCGCACUGUGUCGCGUCCCAUCGACGCACCCGAGCGGCGCUGAUAUCGCCAGUGCGAGCAACGAUGGUACCAUCAGACUUUGGAAGCUCAAUGGCCAGCAAAUUGGCGAGCUUCAUGGUCACGAGAGCUUUGUCUACUCGCUGACGAGUCUGCCUACGGGCGAGCUGAUCAGCUCUGGAGAGGACCGCACCGUGCGUGUGUGGAAGGGUCUCGAAUGCACACAGACAAUUACACAUCCUGCUAUUUCAGUCUGGACUGUUGCCGCCCAUCCUGAGACUGGCGACAUCGUUUCCGGCGCCAGCGACGGUGUUGCUCGUGUCUUUACCCGCAGUCCCGAGCGAGUUGCCGACAAGCAAACGAUUAAAGACUUUGAAGAUUCUGUCAAGGCGUCCUCGAUUCCCCAGCAGCAAGUAGGAGGGGUCAACAAGGAAAACCUUCCAGGUCCCGAAUUUCUGCAGACCAAGUCCGGUACCAAGGAAGGUCAGGUGCAGAUGAUCAAGGAGGACAACGGUAACGUGACGGCGCACACGUGGUCGAUGAGCCAGCAGCAAUGGAUUAAUGUCGGUACGGUGGUGGAUGCGGUUGGAAGCACUGGCAAGAAGGUGGAAUACAAGGGCAAAUCAUAUGAUUUCGUGUUUGACGUGGAUAUCGAGGACGGCAAACCGCCGCUGAAGCUACCAUACAACCUCUCGGAAAACCCAUAUGAAAGCGCCACAAAAUUCCUGAAUGAUAAUGAGCUGCCUCUUGGCUACUUGGACAACGUGGCUCAAUUCAUUACGACAAAUACAAAGGGGGCUACGUUGGGCCAAACGGAGCAGAGUGGCGGGCCUGACCCCUACGGCACGGAGUCGAGAUACCGUCCCGGUGAGGAGGCGCAGAAGCCGCGGAUACUUCCGCAAAAGGAAUAUCUUAACAUUACUGCCGCCAAGUACGAAGCCAUUUUUAAUAAAAUUUCGAGCGUCAACAAGACGAUGAUCUCCAGUGGCCGCAAAGACACAGCUCUUAACCCUGGCGAGGAAUCUUCACUACAAGCUCUACGUACUGCCCUCGAAUCAUCCAGCACCAUUCCGACCGAUGCUUUCCCUUCUCUUUUCAAGGUUGUGACGGCGUGGCCGUACAGCGAUCGUCUGGCUGGUCUGGACCUACUCCGCUGUGUGGCGCGCUUCCCGACAGCGGCCAAGUACAAGGACAGCACGCAUGGCACCCUGAUAGACCUGGCCGUUGCCGCGUCCCUGCCCGAUGGCGACGCUCCCAACGAAAACGCAGCCAUGAUGGGCGCGCGCACUCUUGCCAACCUCUUUACCACGAUCGACGGCCGCAGCCUGGCCAGUGCGCGUGUAGACACCUUGCUAUCAUUCCUGGAGCGUGUAACAGGCAUUCAGGGCGGUGACGCCAUCGGCCCGCACAACCGCAAUCUUCUAAUCGCGGCGACGACCCUAGCCAUCAACCUAGCGGUCCUGGUCAACCAGGAGAAGCUGCUGUCGGCCAGCGAGAGACGGCGACUGGUGCAGGUAGUCGGCGCCCUGCUCAAGGGACAGAGCGACUCGGAGGUGCUCUACCGGGGGUUGGUCGCGCUGGGCACCGUGGCGGCGACGUCCAAGGGUGACGUGGCCGCGGUGCCGGGUGUCGGCGGAUGGGUUAACGAGGCAGCGGGCAAGGCGUCUGAGGAUCGGGUGCGGACGGUGGCGGCGGAGUGCAAGAAACUGGUCGCAUAA
Molecule: messenger RNA, 2316 nt
Organism: Cordyceps fumosorosea ARSEF 2679
Lineage: Eukaryota; Fungi; Ascomycota; Sordariomycetes; Hypocreales; Cordycipitaceae
Product: WD40/YVTN repeat-like-containing domain protein
Exons: 3
Coding region: 1-2316 (771 amino acids)
Biological process (GO): proteasome-mediated ubiquitin-dependent protein catabolic process; ubiquitin recycling
Cellular component (GO): nucleus; cytoplasm
Molecular function (GO): ubiquitin binding
Source: RefSeq, a predicted model, not a curated record